Molecule: messenger RNA, 3917 nt
Organism: Oryza brachyantha (malo sina)
Lineage: Eukaryota; Viridiplantae; Streptophyta; Magnoliopsida; Poales; Poaceae
Product: protein TONSOKU
Exons: 20
Coding region: 1-3741 (1246 amino acids)
Biological process (GO): response to DNA damage checkpoint signaling; meristem structural organization; epigenetic regulation of gene expression
Cellular component (GO): nucleus
Molecular function (GO): protein binding
Source: RefSeq, a predicted model, not a curated record
AUGGCGAGGCACAAGAAGCACUUACAACUUGCCAAGGAGGCUGAUGACCUUGUUGAACAGCAGAGAGCUAGCACCCAGCUUGGUAGAACUUACUAUGAAAUCCUUCUAAAAUCUGAAAAUGACCACAGUGCCAUGCGGAAUGCCAAGAAAUAUUUCAAAUCAUCCAUGAAGCUGGCAAGGGUUCUAAAGGAAAAUUCCUCAUCUCAGAAGGCCCUCUUCCUAAAGGAGCUUAUUGAUGCGUACAAUAAUAUGGGGAUGCUUGAACUAGAACUUGAUAACUAUGAAGAAGCUGAGAAGUUACUUAUUCAGGGUCUGAAGAUAUGUGAGGAUGAAGAGGUACACCAAUAUGAUGAUGCUCGCAGUAGGCUCCAUCAUAAUCUAGGUAACGUUUAUAUCGAACUACGCAAUUGGAAUAGAGCCAAGGGCCAUAUUGAGAAGGACAUAGAGAUAUGUAGAAAAAUACGUCAUACUCAAGGUGAGGCAAAGGGAUUUAUAAAUCUGGGGGAGGUGCAUUCCCGUGUUCAAAAGUAUGAAGAUGCAAAGCUUUGCUACAAUAAAGCUCUUCAAAUAAUGAAGUGCUUAGAAGAUGAGGAUGCACUAAUGGAUCAAAUCCAUCAGAAUAUUGAAACUGUUACCAAAGCAGCCAAAGUACUUGAGGAAAUGAAGGCAGAUGAGCAGAAGCUGAAAAAGCUUGUCAGAGAUACUUCUAAUGCUCGUGGAACAUCUAAAGAGAGGAAGCUCCUCCUUGAGCAGUAUGCUUGGCUGGAUAAUCUUAUGGAGAAGGCAAGCAUGAUAACUGCAUGGUCAAAACUCAAGGAAUUUUCUAAAGCGCAAAAGAGGGUUGCAAAUGAACUCCAUGACAAGGAAAAACAGAGCAACUCUCUUUUGGUCAUAGGAGAAUCUUACCAAAAGCUCAGGAACUUCAGCAAAGCUCGUAAAUGGUGCAUGAAAAGCUGGAACAUGUAUCGAUCAAUUGGAAAUUUGGAGGGUCAAGCACUAGCAAAAGUGAACAUUGGGAAUGUUCUCGAUUCUUGUGGUGACUGGGCUGGUGCAUUGCAAGCAUAUGAAGAAGCAUACAGAAUUGCUGUGGAAGGUGACCUGUCAAAUGUGCAACUAGAUGCGCUUGAAAACAUGCAUUACAGUCACAUGAUCAGAUUUGAUAAUAUUGAAGAAGCAAAGAAACUGCAGCAAAAAAUAGUCAACCUGAAGAGAGCAUUGGAUCAACAUGCAGCAAGGGAUACAGUUAGUGACUAUUGCUCAGAAACUGAAAGCGAAGAUGGCGGUGUAUCCGACAAUAUGUUUGAUACAGAGGACAAUGAUGCAAACGUUGCAAAUAAUAUUUCUGAGGAAUCUGACGAUGAUGUUGUUCUUGCCUCACUUCUUCAUAAAAGUAGGCCAUCUAAGACCAAAACAUCUAACCACAGUAUACCCAAGAAUGUUGAUGGGUUACGUGGCAUGGAUGAGGGCACUAAAGAAGUUUUAAGUAAAUCAUGUAGCAACCAUUCUGGUCGAAAGCGUGUCCGUGUGGUCAUAUCAGAUGAUGAAGCUGAAGAAAGUCCCGAAAUUUAUCAGUCAAAAAGAGCAUUUACUGGUCGAGCAGAUAGUUUGUCUACCUCAGAGCGAAUAACUAAUGCAGCAACCAGCAACAGAAAUCAGCAUACCUCUCAUCCCACUGAGACCAGAGAAGUAGACAGUGUCUGCACCCCGUGUCCUCCUGAGGAAAGUAUAUGUUCAUUCAAAUCAGGUAGUCCCGUUCGUCAUGGUGAUGAUGCUCCAGAUCUAGGAGCUUCUAGCAUAAGGAAGUUGUCUGUGUCCAAACCAGCAGCAAGUGGAUCCAAGGUUGGUACACCUGCAGCAAACAGUCACCCGCAAGGUCAAAAUGCUGCUGGCGUUCAUUCCUCAGAUGCUGAUCACAAGUUCUGGGUGUUCAAAAUUGGUGAACAUUUGGUUUACUUGGAUGCAAAUUCAUGUACAUGUGAGGGUGCCUUUAGCAUUGAGUCUCUUAAAGUUGAAGUGGCAUGCGUGUACUAUCUUCAGAUUCCUGAUGAGAAGAGGUCAAAAGGUUUGUUGCCUAUUAUUGGUGAACUCAAGUAUUGUGGGAAGGUACUAGAUGACACAGCCUCACGAGAUUAUAUUGAUCAACUUGCCUCUGAACAGAAGUGCAUUGAUGUUAUUAUUGAUGAUUGGGUGCCAAAGCGGUUGAUGAAAUUGUAUGUUGAUUUCUGCACAAAGUUGUCUGAAGCGCCAAAUAAGAAGCUCCUUAAGAAAUUAUAUAAUCUUGAAGUCUCUGAAGACGAAGUUAUUGUGUCUGAUUGUGGACUCCAAGACCUGUCGAUCACACCUUUUCUUGAUGCUUUAAGAUUACAUAAGACAAUAGCUGUGUUGGAUCUUUCCCAUAAUAUGCUAGGAAACCAAACAAUUGAGAGGCUUCAACAAAUAUUUUCUUCAUCAAGCCAAACAUAUGGUGGCUUGACACUGGAUUUACAUUGUAAUCGAUUUGGUCCAACUGCUUUAUUUCAGAUAUGCGAAUGUGCUGUUAUGACUGAUCGAUUGGAAGUGCUUAAUCUGUCUGGGAAUCGUCUCACAGAUGCAUGUGGUUCUUACCUUUUCACAGUCCUACAAAAGUGCAAAGCACUGUACAGCUUGAAUGUCGAGCAGUGUUCUAUCACAUCAAGAACAGUUCAGAAGAUGGCAGAUGCGCUACAUGAAGGGUCUGUCCUUUCACAUCUCUCCUUAGGAAAAAACAAUCCAGUUUCUGGGAAUACAAUGUUUAACCUUCUCUCCAAACUUGCAUCUCUGAAAAGGUUUUCAGAGUUAAGUCUGACUGGUAUAAAACUGAAUAAACUGAUGGUUGAUAAGCUGUGUUUACUUGCACAAUCCUCAUGCUUAUCAGGAUUUCUGCUUGGUGGAACUAACAUUGGAUCAGGAGGGGCAACUAAACUUACCGAGGCACUAUCUUGUGCAUCACAAGAAUUACUGAGAUUGGAUUUGUCCAACUGUGGGCUUACAACUCAUGAUUUCUCUCAAGUCUGUACAAAUCUUUCCCAAAUUAAUAUAGUUGACUUGAACCUUGGAGGAAAUUCUUUCGGCCUAGAGGUAUGUGAUGCUAUUGUGGCAUUGCUUGCGAAUUCCCAAUGCAGUCUCAGAUCUCUCACCCUUGAUAGAUGCAAUCUUGGGCUUGCUGGUAUCGUGUACAUUAUUCUAGCAGUAGCAGAAAAUGAUCAAUUGGAGGAACUACGGAUGGCUGAGAACACGAACUUGGCACUACAGAGAACAUUGCACUAUGACGAAGACGUCCAGGAUGUUUCACCCGGUACUGACCAAAAUCAACGUACCAAUGCUGAAGCAAAUAAUGAUGUAGCCCUGGGACGCGUAGACCUUGACAAGAUGGAGGUACCAGAUAGCGAAGACGAAGCAGCAGGCAAUGAGGAACCCCGUGCAGCACCCGGCCCCGAUACGAGCUGUGCAAGUUCAUGCCAGAGAAACUCCUAUUCCGGCUGUCAUUCCAUCCAAGAACUCGCAGAAGCCAUCGUUUCUGCGAAGCAACUGAAGUUGCUCGAUCUCAGCCGUAAUGGGUUGUCAGAAGAGGACAUACAGUCGCUGUAUUUUGCUUGGGGUUCUGGCCCGAGAGGCGAUGGAAUCGCUCGGAAACAUGUCGCCAAGGAGGUGAUGCAUUUUUCGGUGGAUGGGAUGAUGUGCUGCGGUCUGAAACCCUGCUGCAGAAGAGAUUUGCAAAUGUAAACCUGGACGACCUCCCCAAGCACCAGGUUAGAGUUGCUCCCUGGUAAUAUAAUUACUACCACAGUAAAUUAACGUCGAAACGGAGAUAUGACUCGGUAGUAACUUGCGUUUCAGCAGAGGUGUAAUUAUGCUGAUUUUCUGGUGUAAAUAAAAUUACUCCGUUUUUUUAGCGUAUA